UUUCUCCUCUAUUCAGGAUAUCCUUUUGCCUUGUUCCAGCGCUAUUUCCUCUUCCAGAAGGAGACCUACCUCAUCCAUCUCUACAAUGUGUUCACAGGACUCUCCAUUGCUUACUUCAAUUUUGGGAUGCAGUUCUUUCAUUCCCUGCUAUGUGUCCUAGUCCAGUUCCUCAUACUGAGAUUAAUGGGUCGCACAAUCACUGCCGUCUUCACCACGUUCUUCUUUCAGAUGACAUACCUUAUGGCUGGGUAUUACUUCACAGCCACAGAGCAUUAUGACAUCAAGUGGACAAUGCCACAUUGUGUCCUGACACUCAAGUUGAUUGGUCUGGCCAUCGAUUACUAUGAUGGAGGAAAAGAUCCGGAGUUGCUGACCCCUGAGCAGCGGCGCUUUGCUGUCCGGGGAGUUCCCACCUUGCUGGAGGUCUCAGGAUUCUCCUAUUUCUAUGGUGCCUUCAUGGUGGGGCCUCAGUUCUCCAUGACAGACUAUCAGAAACUGGCAAGGGGUGAGAUGACUGACGUUCAAGGCCAGAGACCCAAUAGUUUUGUGCCUGCUCUCAAGCGCCUGAGUCUGGGUCUCUUGUUCCUAGUGACCUAUACCUUGUCAAGCCUGUACAUCUCUGAUGAAUACCUCAUCUCAGAUGAUUAUAUGGAGAAGCCUUUCUGGUUCCGUUGUGGUUACAUAUUGAUCUGGGGCAAAAUUAUACUCUACAAAUACGUAACUUGCUGGCUCGUUACGGAAGGCGUCUGCAUCCUUGUUGGUCUGGGGUACAAUGGGAAGGACCAGAAUGGAAAGCCUUUGUGGGAUGCCUGUGCCAACAUGAAGGUCUGGCUGUAUGAGACAACACCUUUGUUCACAGGGACCAUUGCUUCUUUCAACACCAACACCAAUGCUUGGGUGGCCCGCUACAUCUUCAAGCGUCUGAAGUUCCUGGGUAACAAACUGCUGUCACAGGCACUGGCCCUGUUCUUCCUGGCCGUUUGGCACGGGCUGCACUCUGGCUACCUGGUGUGCUUUCAAAUGGAGUUGCUUAUAGUCAUCGUUGAAAGACAGGCCAUAAACCUUGUUCGGGACAGCCCUCCCCUAAGCGCUUUGGCCUCCAUCACUGCCUUGCGGCCCAUCUUCUACGUGCUGCAGCAGACUAACCACUGGAUGUUCAUGGGUUACUCCCUGGUGCCGUUUUGCCUUUUCACCUGGGACAAGUGGAUGAAGGUGUACAGGUCUGUGUAUUUCCUUGGCCAUGUGAUGUUCUUCACCUUAUUACUGGUGUUGCCUUACAUUCGCAGAUUAAUUGUGCCACGAAAAGAAAAGCUAAAAAAAGCAGAAUAACAGCCAAAAGAUUAUACCACCUGUGCAUUUGUAGGAGUCGAUUUAACACUCCAGAAGCAAAGCAUCACCUGCCACGUUUGCUGUGUUGAAGUAUGACUUUUUGUCAACGCAAGGAGGGGGAAAGGGAAAGCACAGGGUCAGAGACCCGAAAGGAGGGGAACGGAGUGAGCCUCCUUCCAGAUCCUCCACCUUCUGUAUGUUGCCUUAUCUCUCUGCCGCCCUCCGAGGACACUC
This is a messenger RNA of Tauraco erythrolophus (red-crested turaco), 1563 nucleotides long. The record is from RefSeq and is a predicted model, not a curated record. NCBI's taxonomy places the organism in Eukaryota, Metazoa, Chordata, Aves, Musophagiformes, Musophagidae.